AUGGCCGCGGCCAAGCAUACAUUCCCUCCUUUUGUCCUGCUUUUAGCAAUGCUCUCCUCCGCUCACCGCUGCAUUGAUUCCAGCACCGAUACUAUCUGGCACACAGUCCGGCUGACUGAGAGGUUUAACAACAAUUUCGGCAAUCUCCUAAACCUCUACGAUGAGAAUGGCAACGAGUAUGACUUAGUUAUUCACGAACUUGACAUGUCGCCUCUUUGGCGCCAUUUCCCUAUUUUCAAUGCUGACCUCGAUGCCCUUACAAUGGCCCUCUAUGUGAUUUUGUCACAGUCGCAUCAGGUCCUCACCGCAUAA
Aspergillus aculeatinus CBS 121060 is the source of this 312-nucleotide messenger RNA. RefSeq lists its product as uncharacterized. The record is from RefSeq and is a predicted model, not a curated record. The coding region runs from base 1 to 312 and encodes 103 amino acids. The transcript has 2 exons. Lineage: Eukaryota; Fungi; Ascomycota; Eurotiomycetes; Eurotiales; Aspergillaceae.